Molecule: messenger RNA, 3842 nt
Organism: Eriocheir sinensis (Chinese mitten crab)
Lineage: Eukaryota; Metazoa; Arthropoda; Malacostraca; Decapoda; Varunidae
Product: pyridoxal phosphate homeostasis protein-like
Exons: 7
Coding region: 14-772 (252 amino acids)
Cellular component (GO): intracellular anatomical structure
Molecular function (GO): pyridoxal phosphate binding
Source: RefSeq, a predicted model, not a curated record
CCUAGACCCAGACAUGUUGAGAGUGAUGGAGGGCGAGAUCAGAAAGGCUUUGGUAGGCGUUUUGGGGCGUGUAUCAGAGGCUUCUAAGGCCAGGACCCCCGAACUUGCUGCGUUAUGUCCUGAGCCACGAAUGGUUGCAGUGAGCAAGACCAAGCCCAAAGAGAUGAUCCUGGAGGCUUACGGUGCCGGUCAGCGACACUUUGGGGAAAACUAUGUACAGGAACUGGUGGAAAAAGCCCAUGACCAGCAGUUAUUGGAUGAGUGUCCGGAGAUCAGAUGGCAUAUGAUUGGCCCUCUGCAGAGAAACAAAGUGAAAAAAGUUGUAGAAAUCCCACACCUCUACUGCAUCGAGACAGUGCACAGUGCAAAGCUCGCCACCGCCAUCAACAAUGCUGUGGAUAAGGCCGGAAAGGAAGAAAAACUGAAGGUGUUCGUACAAGUUAACACGAGUGACGAGGAAAACAAGAGUGGCGUUCAUCCCGACGAGGCGGUGGGCUUGGUACGCCACAUCCAAGAGAGCUGCCCCAACCUGGCCCUGGCUGGCAUCAUGACCAUUGGCGCCUUUGACCAUGACCUCUCCCAGGGACCCAACCCAGACUUCCAGAGGUUACUAAAGUGCAGAGCCUCAGUUUGCGAGCAGUGUUGUCUGGAGCCCAAGGACGUUGAGCUGUCCAUGGGCAUGUCCAACGACUUUGAACAUGCGAUCCUAGUUGGGAGUACGAAUGUGAGAGUUGGCAGCACAAUUUUCGGGGCAAGAGCCGUGAAAAAAUAAACAAGAAGAAUUUAGCUCCUUACAAAUUUAUUAGCUACUAGGAUAUCGUAAGUAUUUUCUUCCUGUGACAUUGCUAGUCAGUGAUGUUUGUGAUGUACAGUAGGAUCUCUGUUUUGGAGAUUAAUUGGUUUAGUAAAGAGCAGAGCUAAAAUGAAAACAAGAAUGGUGACAAUAUUUUCGUGUAAAGAGUUCUAAUUAGCUCUGGGCCAUCACUGUUCUUCCUGUUGUAUAAAUAAGUUCAGAAUUGAGUUUAUAUCUGUGACUGUAUGAAAAUAAUGAUAAACAAUUGCCAUUUUUAUAUAAGUUAUUAAGGUUAGGACUCCAGUGAGUGGAGUAAUGUACUUGUAGCCAGGAUGGGUCUUAACCCGGUAGCUUCCUCCCACCAGCAGCUUGAAUGUCUCUUGGAUGUGUACCGCCUGCCUCUUGCCAACACUCCCAUCAGACGUGCUGUGUAAAAUGUUCUUAUCUACCUCUGUCUUAGUUAUGCGUCAUCAUGAAGAGGCAACAGGCACAGACUAUGAUGGCUUUACAGCUGCUGCAUUCCUCUCACUCGUGUAUCUGGGCUCUAGGGUAAUUUUUAUGGGAAAUAUGGGUUUUUAAUAUCAUACAAGCUGAGAGAUGGGUACAGCAAGACCUCAUCUGUAUAAUGUAAUUGCUCAUAUGGAAAUAGUAAUGUAUGUAUGUUUAUGUGUAAAGUUUAUGGAUGUAUGUAUGUGUAAUAACCAUGUGUGUGUAUCAGAACUAAUUGGGCCAAAGGCAGGUCGGAUAUGCAGUUUUUAGAUACACUCGUACUGACCCACUCGCUGGCGCCCUCCCCCUUCUCACUGCCUAUGCCUUUUCAACCCCAACCAAUGCUCCUGCACCCCAUCCUGUCAGUGCCCUCAACAUCAUCGCCAUAUAUUCCUGUCACUGCUGCCUCCUUGCCUUCAUCAAUGUCAGCUCUACUGCCACCUGUCAACAUUACUACCAGAAAACAGCUGCUACUUGGCGUCAACCCGCUCAGUCGCACCAACAGCAUUGCCACCUUCACCUUGGUCCUUGUCAUCGGUCACCAUCGCCAACUACCCAACCAGUGCCUCCACCCUCGUCGUCAGUCCCCAUCGCUGCCACUGCCCUCACCAUGUCACCUUCACCACCAUCGCCACCUCUGCACCCAUUACGACCACCCCCAUCAGAAUCAACAGGGAGAACAGUGCUGCUGCUUCAUCCCUCAACAUCGUCCUUGCCACCACACCCACUGCUGCACCUGUUGUCACCUCCACCAGCACUGCUAUUGCCACUGUUAGUACUUAGUUGACUCACUGCCCUAUCCACACAACAAACAGUAAAGGGAUGCAACAGACCGACAGUGGCAGUCAUUGGGUGAGUUAUAAACAAAUGUAAAACUUUGACUCCUCACCUGCCGUCAGCCCCACAACAGCUGACAUGGUACUUGUGUUGAUUUGAUUACCUUACCUUACUGAGACUGCAAAACACGAGUACUUUUUGUGAUUUUUCAUCAAUACUUUAUUCACUUAGCCUUUUACUACACCAACAAUUUAUGACCUUCCAGGGACCGUUCUGACAACAGGGACGUGUGAGUACCAGUUACCUCUACCCGUAGGAUUACCCCAAACCAUGACCUUCACAGUACAGUGUGCCGGGUGUUUGAAGCAGGUUUGGGGGUAAAAAAUGUGAGUAUUUCACAAUGCUACUUACCCUGAACUUGUUUUCAGCAUCAGAUGUAGUAGGUUCUCCAUUUGGCGAACAAUAAGUACUUGUAUAAAACACCCAGAGGUGUUUAUAAACUUACCAUCAUGUUUCUUCCAGUUAGGCAUAGGACUUGCUUCACAUGUGAUUAAAAAAUUGCAUUGAAAGAUGGCUGCCGUCUUCAGAGUGAAAUUUUUGGCAAAACAAAAAUAUUAUUCCCUGCCUUGCUUAUAGCCAGGCAGGGAAUAAUAUUUUUGUUUUUGUUAGUCUUAGAGCAGACCAUGUGUGCUUCCACUCAUACCCCAAUGUCCUGCUCUACACAGAGGUGCUCCAACCCUUCUCUUAAAGUCUGAUCAAAUUUGAUUAUAUGAAUGAUGGCGGCCAUCUUCUAAAUAUGAUUUUUGGCUAAUAUGCCGGGCAGCUUGUACUUACUGGAAUGUGAGGUUUCGAUUUUAUUUUAUUAUUGUUACUCUUUCUUCUUAUUAGUAGCAGUUGUAGUAGUAGAAGUAUUAGUGGCAGCAGUAGUAGUUGGAGUAGUUGUAGUGGCAGUAGAAGUAGUAAGUGUUUUCGGUCAGUUAGUAUGUUAGCGGGAUUAUGCAAAAAUGACCUGCCCUAUUUUCACAAAACAUGUUGGGAAGGUGUAGCACGGCUGGAUUCCUCAGCUUUGGCAGAGGCUUGCAGUCUCUAAAAACUCACUGUAAUGUAUUAAUGAUAUGUUGAACUUUAUAUAAACUAUUCAGUGUGUGCUUGCUACCCGGCACCAGAAUCAAACAAAUGCACUGGCGCCAUUGCUCGCUUUGCCACCCAAGGGUCUGUGUGGAGGAAGGCAACCCACCCUGAGUAGUAAUCAUCUUGUGUUAUUGACACGAGUCACCUUCCUUGACCAGCUAACCACAACAGAGCUGGGUCGGGGAAACAGCAGGGAGGGUUCCUCCUUCACUCUAUCAAACAGCAUUCCUCAGUACCUCACCUGCCCCACCUCCUGUUAGAUCCCAUUUCCCUUAUUACCAGCCUCCUUUUUAUUUCCCUCCGCUUUACCUCCGCCAAACUAGAGGGAGAGAAGGUAGGAAGGAGGGCAGGAGGAAGGGUUGCCUCCCUCCUUACAGUAAGACUCUUGAGUGGUGAGGCGGCCAAUAACGUUGUUCAGGGUGGUAAGCAACAUUCAUUAUAACUGUUCGGUGUGUGAGAACAAGUAUAUAGAGCUUAAAAACGUUCCUUCAUGACAAUAAUCAGGCUAAUGUCAUUUUAUAGUUAUAUUUAUUUUGGGCACAGCAGGAUCUUAAUACUGAUUACAAUCACAAUGAAUACCUUCUUUUUAUUGCACAGUAAAGCUCUUGCAAUGUAAAGUUUGUUCUGAGGCUUGAGGAUAAUUGUGAAAAUU